AUGGCUCCAAAAGACCAACCAAGUUCAUCGUCUGCUAGUACGUGGAUAUGGUUUCCUACCUCCCAUGAAUUGCGGACGCAUUACCUCAAAGAGAUCGGCUUUCUUGCCUGUCUCUCACAAAUGAUAGGUGCAACCGUCUUCUGGAUUUCGGGCUUCACUGCUUUGCCUCCAAUAUUUGAUAGACUGACCUCAACCGCGGCCCAGAAUGGAGCAUACUGGGCACCUCAAGUUAUUGGGGGUAGCGGGUUUAUCAUUUCAGGCACACUCUUCAUGCUAGAGACACAACAAAAAUGGUAUUUACCUGCACCCAGAGUUCUGGGCUGGCAUAUCGGUGUUUGGAAUUUGAUAGGAGUUAGUCAUCAGUCUCUAAUAUCUACCUGUGCUGACUGUUUGCGUCAAAAGGGAAUCGGCUUCACACUCUGCGGUGCUCUAGGCUUCGCAAGUGCGAAUAGUGGGUGCGUAUACCAAGGAAGUUUGGCAACUUUUUGGGGAUCCUGGUGCUUUUUAAUUGGCAGUGCUAUUCAGCGCUGCAUUGAUAUCGGAUGGGUAUAUGCCGUUAAGCAAGUGGGCAGUGCCAAUAUCAACCACAUCACUGUUCUAGGCCACCGAAGGAUGCCAGAAUCGGCAGGUCGCCUCGAUCUGGCGAAUGACCACCAAUACGGCCAAUACCUCGAAUUCCCCAGGUUUCAGCUCGUGCGGAUUCCCGUAUUUCGUUACCCAUCUCAGAUUUGUCUCAUCUCAUCUUGGGUCAGCCGCCGCAUGUCAACUGCUGUCCACUGGCUUGGGCACGCUGGCCUGGGCAAAUUUACCCCUCGUUCUGCAGCUGCCCUAUCUCGCUUCUUACCGGCGGUACACCACAUCCUCAGCCAAGCUGGAUCGGAUAGCGAGCCGGCCCGAGCCCCGAACCUAUCCCAGUCUUGGGCUGCUAGAUGA
Molecule: messenger RNA, 933 nt
Organism: Lachnellula hyalina
Lineage: Eukaryota; Fungi; Ascomycota; Leotiomycetes; Helotiales; Lachnaceae
Exons: 4
Coding region: 1-933 (310 amino acids)
Source: RefSeq, a predicted model, not a curated record